AUGGCGACGAAAAUGAUGCCCAUGCGCCCUGGCUCCAGUGCCAUCCGCUCCUUGUCCAGACGGAGACCCUCGUGCUCCCAGUCCUUCUCCUCCACCGCCCCUGCGGCAGCUUUGUCGCCGUACCGAAAAUCGCAAAAAACCACCACUGAGCAAUCAAGAAGACCUGCCACGACUGUUGCAGCUCAGGCACAAUCAACCAGACCCAUUCCCAGUCCUGCGUUCAACAAUGACUUCCGUCGGAAUGAACCAUCGCCGUUGGUCAAUAGACAGGUGCCUGAGCUUGACGACUCCUUCGUCGGUCUCAGCGGAGGAGAGAUCUUCCAUGAGAUGAUGCUACGGCAAGGUGUCAAGCAUAUCUUUGGCUACCCUGGUGGUGCCAUUCUUCCCGUGUUCGAUGCCAUCUACAACUCCAAACACUUCGAUUUCAUUCUCCCUAAACAUGAACAAGGUGCCGGACAUAUGGCUGAGGGCUACGCGAGAGCCUCGGGCAAACCGGGGGUCGUCCUCGUAACCUCUGGCCCUGGUGCCACCAACGUUAUCACGCCGAUGCAGGACGCCCUGUCCGACGGGACACCGAUGGUCGUAUUCUGCGGCCAGGUCCCGACCACUGCCAUUGGCACCGACGCCUUCCAAGAAGCUGACGUGGUUGGAAUCUCAAGAGCUUGCACAAAGUGGAACGUGAUGGUCAAGUCCGUGGCGGAAUUGCCCAAGAGAAUAAACGAGGCUUUCGAGAUUGCGACGUCCGGACGGCCAGGUCCUGUUCUUGUUGAUUUGCCCAAAGAUGUCACUGCAGGCAUCCUCAGGAGACCCAUUCCGAUGCAGUCAACCCUUCCUGCCCACCCAUCGGCCGCGACCCUGGCCGCGAGAGAGCUCUCCAGAAAACAGUUGGAGGGGACCCUCUCCCGCGUAGCUAACCUCAUCAAUGUGUCGAAGAAGCCGGUCAUCUACGCUGGGCAAGGUCUCUUGGGGUCUCGUGAAGGGCCCCAGCUCUUGAAGCAGCUCUCCGACAAGGCUUCCAUCCCAGUGACUACCACUUUACAAGGCCUUGGUGGAUUUGACGAGCUUGAUCCCAAAGCCCUACAUAUGCUUGGCAUGCACGGUGCGGCGUAUGCUAACAUGGCCAUGCAAGAAGCAGAUCUUAUCAUUGCCUUGGGAGCGCGGUUUGAUGACCGUGUGACCCUCAACGUCGCCAAAUUUGCCCCAGAAGCAAAGGCAGCCGCAGCUGAAAAACGUGGCGGUAUCGUGCAUUUUGAAAUCAUGCCCAAGAACAUCAACAAAGUUGUGCAGGCUACCGAAGCCGUUGAGGGUGAGGUGGCCACAAACCUGGCUGAGCUUCUCCCGAAAGUCAAUGUGGUCAAGGACCGACCGGAGUGGUUCGCACAGAUCAAGGACUGGAAGGAGAGAUUCCCACUGAGCAAUUUCGAACGGGGAACUCCUGAUGGUCUGAUCAAGCCACAAGAGUUGAUUGAGAAACUCUCGGACAUGACUGCGGGCAUGAAGGAGAAAACCAUUAUCGCUACCGGCGUGGGCCAGCAUCAAAUGUGGACUGCUCAGCAUUUCCGUUGGCGACACCCUCGAACUAUAGUCACUUCAGGAGGUCUGGGCACCAUGGGCUACGGCCUCCCAGCGGCGAUCGGCGCCAAGGUGGCUCGACCGGAUGCGCUCGUCAUUGACAUCGAUGGUGAUGCCUCGUUCAACAUGACCCUAACCGAACUGAGCACCGCCAACCAAUUCCAGAUCGGCGUCAAGGUGAUCGUGUUGAACAAUGAAGAACAGGGUAUGGUCACCCAAUGGCAGAGCUUGUUCUACGAGGAUCGGUUCGCACAUACCCAUCAACAGAAUCCCGACUUUAUCAAACUUGCCGACGCCAUGGGGGUACCAGCAAGGAGAUGCAUCAGACCUGCCGACGUAGAGGAGAGUUUACAGUGGUUGAUUAGUGGUAGCGGAGAGGGUCCGGCGCUGUUGGAAGUCAUCAUCGACAAGAAGGUACCUGUAUUGCCCAUGGUCCCUGCUGGUAAGGGGUUGCAUGAAUUCUUGGUUUAUGACGAAGCCAAAGAAAAGGAGCGAAGAGCUAUCAUGAAACAGAGAUCGGGUCAUUGA
This is a messenger RNA of Capronia epimyces CBS 606.96, 2100 nucleotides long. RefSeq names its product acetolactate synthase I/II/III large subunit. Lineage: Eukaryota; Fungi; Ascomycota; Eurotiomycetes; Chaetothyriales; Herpotrichiellaceae. The coding region runs from base 1 to 2100 and encodes 699 amino acids. The record is from RefSeq and is a predicted model, not a curated record. Gene Ontology annotation, molecular function: flavin adenine dinucleotide binding; thiamine pyrophosphate binding; magnesium ion binding. The transcript has 3 exons. Gene Ontology annotation, cellular component: acetolactate synthase complex; mitochondrion. Gene Ontology annotation, biological process: L-valine biosynthetic process.